This is a messenger RNA of Sporisorium graminicola, 1635 nucleotides long. RefSeq lists its product as uncharacterized. The transcript has 3 exons. The coding region runs from base 1 to 1635 and encodes 544 amino acids. The record is from RefSeq and is a predicted model, not a curated record. NCBI's taxonomy places the organism in Eukaryota, Fungi, Basidiomycota, Ustilaginomycetes, Ustilaginales, Ustilaginaceae.
AUGACUAAUGCCUCUACCCCUGCCCACCCGAACACACCUCGUGCAACCGUGAGUCCCUCGACUCCUACGUCAUCUACCUCGAGCACGACUCUGACCCCAUCGACAGCGCGCACGGGAACCACGGUCCGCAGCGACUCUACCGAUCGACGAACGGUCGAAAAGCAGGAUCCCGCUUUCGACAGCCCUCGCACACCCACGCCAUCUACGCGGCUUAGCGGAAUCGCCGCAAAUGUUGCAGGGUCUCUUUCUUCUUCAGCUAGUCGUAAGGGACGAUCUGUAUCAGUCAUCGACCUCACUAGCACCCCAGGCGAUCUGUACCAAGCAUCGACCCUCACCAGCAGCCAGGGAACUCUUUUCGACCGCUUGGCGACGACGUUUGAGGCAACAGGUCCUGUGCGUGCUUCGAGCGCUCGACCUCUUCCUCGAACGGCAGAGUCGAACACCUGUGUGGCGACUCUCCCUAUGAAGGCCCCGAGGGCUGCAUCUGUCGCUGUCAAGAAUGAGGAUAACGACAUGUCUCUUCGGGUAAACAACAGGGUCUUCAUCGAGAUUAAGGACGAGGACCAGGCACCUUCCCUCGUGGGGCGUUCCUCGCCCGCGCCUGCGGUUUUGUCCUCGGUUCCAGUCCGAUCUUGCACGCCUGGCGCUCCUCCUUCUUUGGGUCCCACUCGACCGUCCACGCCAGCCGCGAUCACCGCUUCCAGCCCUACUGGACCUUCUACGCCCGCGGGCAGCCCUCUUGCUCGCGGCACCAUCCCCACCGCACCUAACCGCCUCCGUCGCGGCACACCGGGGACGCGCAUCCACUCGCGCUCGACCGCGCCUCGCCUGCCCAUCUCGAUGCGCUCCCCCACCCCCGUGCCCCCUCUCGCGGUGUUCGCAGCUCGCCGUCGAGACGGCAGCGUGAGCCCGUAUGUCAGGCCGGCUAGAUCGCUGUCGGUCCCGGCGGCACAGCAUCGCGCAUGGCCUGCGCUGGGCGGUGUGGUUGGUGUCGAUAUGCGUAGGGCGGCGCGUCAGAGGGAGCGCGCGGAUGCGGACGUGGUGAUGGACGAUUCAUUUGCCUUCUCGCCUACCGUGCGCGGGAUGGAGGCUGCGUGUGUGCCAGGCGUCGCUCGUUCCACCGGGACCACUUCGAGAGCUCGCGUGCCUGUCUCGAAUGCGCGCAGCACGGGUGCCGUCGCCGCUCUCGGGCCACAGCGUGUGUCGACCACUUCUACCCAGACUGCCCAGCCGAUUGUUACAGAAAUCUCAACGUCGUCGGACGAGGCUAGCGAGUCGGAGAGCGACCAUGACGAUGUGAUCGUCGUAGCCAGUGGUCGCUCUUCCACGCCCCCUACAAGCCAGCGCCGAGCGACCCGACGAGGCAGCGCAAGCCAGAACGACAACGACGUCCAACAACUGCCUUCGCAGAUACAUCAACGCGACUCUGCUGCCGCUGCCCAUCCCCGAACUUACCUCUCAAACGUACGCUUCGAGUACCUAGGCGACAUCGGCACAAGCGUGGGUUCCUCGGACGCCCACACUGUCCUGACCUACACGAAAGCCACCCCGGGCCUCACCAACAAGCUGAGGAAGGCAUUGCGCAGAACGCUCGAUCGGCAUUUCCCGCCCGCUCCGAUCGAGCAGCAACGCUAG